GCCCGUGACAAUUGUCCUAAAAACAGGAACAUCACCUAACCCUAGAAAUCUCUGUGGUUACUUGGAUCCUAAUCUCCUAAUUCAUCAGCGGUGAUCGCACCAAAAAGAAAAAGCAAUCGUCUCUCAAUCGAAUAUUCCUUCAAUCAAAGAAUACAUCACUACUCUCACCAACUCUCACUUAACUCUCUUCACACUCGCUGAUUCUACAAGAUAUUUUGUUAGAACAGAUACGCGAUCAAUUGAGGACAAAUGAACAGCUCACCGAAGAGAUGUGCGAAUGAGGUCUCACUUCUUCCCUACGACUUAAUUUUCAAAAUUCUUCUUCUCCUUCCUGCAAAAGACAUCUUAAAGCUAACUCUCGUAUGCAAAACAUGGCGUACCCUGAUAAGCAGCCCUAAUUUCAUCGAAUCCCACACCACUCGCUGUGAAAAAGUUCUCACAUUUCUUAAACAAUUCUCCGAAUCACGCCCAAAUACAUUCGAUAUCAACACCCAUAACAACAACAACCAAUUCACACUCUUCGAUCCAAAUCCUCCCAAAAAGCAAAAACUCCAAAUCUAUCUAAUGGAAUUCAAUUUCAAACACCAAAACGCCACAAUCACCGACCCAAACAUUUCCGGUUUCCGCGAAAUCUUAGCCACAUGUAAUGGUUUAAUUCUAGCAACAAACAAAACCGGAACUUUACUAAUCUUGAAUCCCACAACCCGAAAGCUCCUCCCACUCAAAUCCGGAACCAUAGUUCAAACCCGCGAUGAAUCAUACGGGUUUGUAUUCAGCCCUAAAACCCAACAAUAUAAAGCUAUACACGUAUUCAGAGACGAAUCGGGUCAUAUAGACACUGAAAUACUAAGCUUAAGCACAAUGCAAUGGACUGGGUGUCAUGUCCCCACUUUCGGGCUCUUCCGUGACUUCACACACAAACCAGUUUCCACUUGUGGGGUUCUUUAUUGGCUUCCAGGGACUAAUAAUGUAAAUUACAUAAUCUCAAUGGAUAUAGACAAGGAAAAGUUUUCCCGUAUGGAUCUUCCAGUUACAACGGGGAUGAAUGAUCGACUUAUUGAGAAUGGUGACUUGUUGAAUUUUGUGGCACAAUUGACGGUUUACCGGAUUCAAAUAUGGACAUUGAAACGGGCCGAAUGUGAGGAAAUUUGGGUCAAGAAGUGUACGAUUAACAUGGAUUAUGAUAUAACGGGAUUGAUUCCGGUUUUCAUGACGAAAAACGGGAGGUUUUUGGUUUUUAAGAAGUGGAGAGAAGCGGUUUAUGAGUAUGAUAUGGAAGAAGAGGAAAUGGGGAAGAUGGUGGUUGAUGGGGAUCGGAAUUUUAAUUAUAGAAUGGCGUUUACGCAUAUGAAUACGCUUGUUUCAUGGUCGAAUUCCACACCGUUGUGGUAGUAGUAUAUGUGUGUAUGAUCGAUGUUUAUAUCAUAUUUUUAUCUGAUUGAACUUAUUAUCUGAUAAUUGUAGUCGAGUUAAAGAUUGAGUGGGAAUAUAAGUUCGAAGUAUGUAAUUGUGUUCGAGUUUGUAAACGUUGGGCUUGAAUUAAAGAAAAAAACCCGAUGGAUUGUGUUAA
Messenger RNA from Lactuca sativa (garden lettuce), 1570 nucleotides. RefSeq names its product F-box/kelch-repeat protein At3g23880. Gene Ontology annotation, molecular function: protein binding. NCBI's taxonomy places the organism in Eukaryota, Viridiplantae, Streptophyta, Magnoliopsida, Asterales, Asteraceae. The record is from RefSeq and is a predicted model, not a curated record.